Molecule: messenger RNA, 921 nt
Organism: Diceros bicornis minor
Lineage: Eukaryota; Metazoa; Chordata; Mammalia; Perissodactyla; Rhinocerotidae
Gene: POLR2H
Product: RNA polymerase II, I and III subunit H
Exons: 5
Coding region: 326-670 (114 amino acids)
Biological process (GO): DNA-templated transcription
Cellular component (GO): RNA polymerase I complex; RNA polymerase III complex; RNA polymerase II, core complex
Molecular function (GO): DNA-directed RNA polymerase activity
Source: RefSeq, a predicted model, not a curated record
GUAGGGCUAGGGCCAGGCUUCUCUGGGCCAAGGAUCAAGGUCCCUGGCUGGGGUAGGCCCGCACGCAUUCCAGUCUUCCGGGGCACUCCGAAGAGGGCGCAGUAGAGCCUCAGCAGCCAGCGAGAACCGGCGCCACCUCGGCGGAAGGUGGGACCCGUUGUGUCCCCGCCCUGGGGCGGAGUUAUCUGGACCUGGGACCCGACCUCAACGCCGAAGCCUCUCGGAAGCAAUCGUUCGGGGAGGACGUUAAGAAGCCCCGAGAGCAAGGCGGCGGAAGUGGCUUCAUCCCCUGUCUCGACUGCAUUGUGAGAGUGAAUCUUUCAAGAUGGACCUCAUCUUAGAUGUGAACAUUCAGAUUUACCCUGUAGACUUGGGUGACAAGUUCCGGUUGGUCAUAGCCAGUACCUUGUAUGAAGAUGGCACCCUGGAUGAUGGUGAAUACAAUCCCACCGAUGACAGGCCUUCCAGGGCUGACCAAUUUGAGUAUGUAAUGUAUGGGAAAGUGUACAGAAUUGAGGGAGAUGAAACUUCUACUGAAGCGGCAACACGUCUCUCUGCCUAUGUGUCCUAUGGGGGCCUGCUCAUGAGGCUGCAGGGUGAUGCCAACAACCUGCAUGGAUUUGAAGUGGAUUCCAGAGUGUAUCUGCUGAUGAAAAAACUGGCCUUCUGAACCAUCCCGGAAGCCAACCUUGCUGCUUAGUCUCUCAGGCCACAGACAGUCGUUCAAGCCUGAGUGGAGUUGCUGUUGUUCACCUGUUCGGGAGGUGCUGGCUUUCUGUCCACUGUGGCUGCAUCUUUAGGUGGUCUGGACUCAAUGGGAAACUGACUAACCUGUAAAAGACCCAGUGGGAGAGCUUAAAAUGAAUCAGAAGUUGUUUUGUGUAUGUGAUUUUUUUAAAUUAAACUUUACUUUUUCAGACA